Paramecium pentaurelia is the source of this 999-nucleotide messenger RNA. The record is from the annotation of a GenBank genome assembly. Lineage: Eukaryota; Ciliophora; Oligohymenophorea; Peniculida; Parameciidae.
AUGCUCUAAAAAGAAUAUAGAUUUAAACAUAUUCUUGAGAAGAGAAAUAAAGAAAAAGUAUACUCUAGAUAUAGAAAGAUAGAAACUGAAGCAAAAAUAUGUGAUUUAGCAUUUAAUGAUUAAAAAUUAAUUACAGCACAUGAUAUGGAUCUUGCAAUAUAUCAUCUUGAUUAAUAAAAUCAUCUUUAAAAAGAAUUAAUUGAAAAUUUACAUACAUAUUUAAUAUAUGCUGUGUGUUUUAGCAAAUGUGGUUAGUGGUUUCUUACUGCAGGAUAUGAAAAGAUUAUAAAAUUAUGGUAAAAAGAAGAUAAUUAAUGGAAAUGUAUUUAAGUACUGAAUGGACAUAAGGAUUCUGUUAUAGUUUUGUAAAUGACAAGUGAUGAAAAGUAGUUAUUCUCCAGAAGUAGAGAUAAAACUAUUAAAAUAUGGUAAAAAUAAGAUGAAAUAUGGAAAUGUACUUAAUCAAUACAAGCCACUUCUGGAAUUGUAGAUUCAUUAUGUAUAAGUCCAUAAGAAAAUAUUUUCUCUUUUGGAUGCAAAAAUAAUUUAUUAAUUUGGUACAAUUCUUAUUAGAAUAAGUGGAAAAAGUAUUAAGCAAUAGUUUCAGCUCAUACAUAAUUAAUAGAAUCAGUUUGUUUCAUUUAGAAUGGUUUAUAAAUAGCUUCAGGAGCAAAUGAUAUAAAAUUAUGGAAGAAGUCUAUAGAAAAUCAAUAAUAUAGAUUAACUCAAAUUAUUACUCCUUUAGGUAAUGUCUCACUUAUGGAAUAUAAUGACUAUAAUUCACUAUUGAUAGUUGUUGCUAAUAAAAAGUUUGUAUAAAUAUGGAAGGUAGAUGAUAAUGCUAAUAUUAUAAAUUAAUAAACAAUUCAAGUUGAAAAAUCAGAUAUUUUUUAGGAAGAAGAUCAAUUUUAUGAAGCUAUUUGUGUGUCUUAAAAUGGACAAUAUUUAGCUUUAACAGAUAAUUACAAUGAUUAUGUUGAUCUUUGGAAAUUAAAUUGA